Messenger RNA from Gossypium arboreum, 1750 nucleotides. RefSeq names its product phospholipase A1-Igamma2, chloroplastic-like. The coding region runs from base 1 to 1542 and encodes 513 amino acids. Lineage: Eukaryota; Viridiplantae; Streptophyta; Magnoliopsida; Malvales; Malvaceae. The record is from RefSeq and is a predicted model, not a curated record. The transcript is spliced from 2 exons. Gene Ontology annotation, biological process: lipid metabolic process. Gene Ontology annotation, molecular function: glycerophospholipase activity.
AUGGCCAUUUCUCUAUCCCAAACUUUUCUUUCUAUCAAUCGCCGGCUCCAUGAUGAUCAUCGAGUUUUGCCAUAUGAAAAAUGUACUUCAAUUGCGUCGUUGUUGGAUCAGAAAUCUUGCAUUGGACGUAACAAAAGCUUGGAGUUUUCGACAAGAUCACCUAGGAUUCCUCGAGCUUUGUCCAAAACAAGUGAGCCAUUGUCCUCCAUCAACCAUGACUUCGAAAAGGAAAUUGAGCCUGUUAAACAAGAAGAAAGAUGUUUAGCCGAUGUAUGGAGAGAAAUCCAGGGCCAAGAUGAUUGGGUUGGGAUGUUGGAUCCAAUGGACCCUCUCUUACGCUCCGAGCUGAUUCGCUACGGCGAGAUGGCACAAGCCGCUUACGACGCUUUCGAUUUCGACCCCUUUUCCAAGUACUGUGGGAGUUGCAGGUUCACGCGUCGGCAGUUCUUUGAUGCUCUAGGCAUGGCACACCAUGGCUACCACAUCUCUAGGUACCUCUUCGCCACAUCCAACAUUAACCUUCCGAAUUUUUUCAAGAAAUCACGCUGGCCCAAAGUGUGGAGUAAGAAUGCGAAUUGGAUCGGAUAUGUUGCGGUGUCUGAUGACAAAAUGUCAAAGCGUUUAGGCCGUCGGGACAUCACCAUUGCUUGGAGGGGCACGGUGACACGCCUAGAGUGGAUUGCAGAUUUGAUGGAUUUUCUCAAACCGAUUUCUUCCAACAAAAUUCCAUGCCCCGAUCCAAUGGUGAAAGUAGAAUCGGGUUUCCUUGAUCUCUACACUGAGAAGGAUGUGAAUUGCCGGUUCUGCAAGUUUUCAGCCAGGGAACAAAUUCUAACUGAAGUGAAGAAGUUGCUUGAACUGUACCAAGAUGAAGAGAUAAGCAUUACCAUAACUGGUCACAGUCUAGGCAGUGCCCUGGCGAUUCUCAGCGCCUAUGAUAUCGUUGAAACAGGUCUAAAUUUGUUAAAUGAUUGCAGAGCUGUGCCUGUUAGCGUGUUCUCGUUUUCGGGUCCUAGGGUUGGAAACGUGAGGUUCAAGGAACGGAUGGAAUCGCUGGGAGUUAAGGUGUUGAGGGUGGUGAAUGUGCAUGAUAUAGUCCCUAAAUCUCCAGGACUGUUUUUCAAUGAAAACGUGUCGCCUGUGUUGAUGAAGCUGGCUGAGGGAUUGCCUUGGAGUUACUCCCACGUCGGAGUUGAACUGUCCUUAGAUCAUACACACUCGCCAUUUUUGAAGCAGACUGGGGAUCUGACCUGUGCUCAUAACCUGGAAGCUCACUUGCACUUACUUGACGGAUACCAUGGGAAAGGCCGUAGAUUUGUACUGGCAAGCGGGAGGGACCCUGCUUUGGUGAACAAGGCCAGUGACUUUUUGAAAGACCAUUACUUGGUCCCCCCAUAUUGGAGGCAAGAUGAGAACAAGGGCAUGGUGAGGAACAAUGACGGUCGUUGGAUGCAACAGGAACGGCCUAUACUUGAUCAUCACCAUGAAGAUACCCACCACCAUCUCAAGCAAUUAGGUCAGGCAACUGAGCAUUAUAGUUAAAAGAUCAAAUCAUUAGCCAGUUUGCAUUAUCAUACUGCUAAUAUAAGUGAUGCAAUAGGUAGACCAAAGCAUCUAUUAUGGCAUCAUAGCAAACUGUAUAAAACAUAGAAGUUUCAUAGAUGAUAGAUGAUGUAUGGUUCUUCUUGUAUGAACAAAUACAUAGGUUGUACAGUGUCUCUCUGUUUCCUUGAACUAUUAUUUUAUUCGA